This is a messenger RNA of Aedes aegypti (yellow fever mosquito), 2054 nucleotides long. RefSeq names its product lachesin. The coding region runs from base 832 to 2004 and encodes 390 amino acids. Lineage: Eukaryota; Metazoa; Arthropoda; Insecta; Diptera; Culicidae. The record is from RefSeq and is a predicted model, not a curated record. Gene Ontology annotation, cellular component: neuron projection. The transcript has 9 exons.
GUCCCGGUUGGGUUGGGAAAUUUGCUUCAAAUUGACUUGCCGCUGGAAAAUUGGAGUCAGUUAAUAUUUACACCUGGUGCGGUUCGCAGUUCGCGGUCCCUCUCGAAAUCGGUCCGGAUUGGCGCGAUUAUUAUACAGUGAGAAAGGAUUGUGGCGAUUUGACAUCUGUCCACCCGUCGGCCGUUGGUGUCGCCUAUUCUGGUCCUGUUCUGUCGUCGGUUGUUGUGUAGCCCGCACAUACAUUUGAAGUGAUUUCAAUUAAGUAUGCUGAUGAGUGAGGGAUAAUGUUGGCGGUCAAUGCUGUUGACAAUUAUCCGUCCGAGUGCUAACUUCGUCUACUCUGGAGUGUGGAUUUUAACCGGGCCUUUGCCUCGCUACUGGAUGAUGGGUCAAUAGUAGUGGCCGGUAUUAUGGUGUUCCGCAGGGCUGCGAAAACAUGUACAGGAAAAGCGAUUUUAGUUGAAAUGCCUUAAAAACUGAGACUUCUUAGAGACUAGUUCCAAAAACGUGACCUAGUAAUCAACAAUAAGUGACUCGCUACCAGCCCUGCCGAUUAUGGCCAUCAUGGUAAAGGCCGCCAGGUGGUGUACCAGAAACGUUGACGACGGCUAUGAUUUGGACGAUGACAAAGCUCGGCGGUAAGCUCGGGAAUAAAGCUGUAAUUAAAAGAAAUAAUUAAACGGCGUGUGCGACGCGCAACAUUUUGGGCUGCGAAAUCAACGGAAGUGUGGUGUUGUGCAGUAGGAGCUGAUUUAAUUGCUGCGUCUUGAGCUAAGAAAUCACCGGCAUUACACCUGUCGUGCACAGGAGGGAGGAAACAGGCGAGCUGAUAUGGCCCCCGCGGUGCGUAUUGUAGCAAUCUUGCUGCUCGAGUUUGUGGCCACGUGUGUGCAGAAGGAUAUAUCCGGAAUCGGCCCCAAGUUCAGUGCGCCCGUUUCUAAUGUGACGGUUCCGGUCGGCCGGGAAGGCGUGAUGACGUGCACGGUACAGGAUUUACACAAAUACAAGGUCGCGUGGCUCCGAGUGGACACCCAAACGAUUCUGACAAUCGACACGCUGAUCAUCACCAAGAGCGAACGGGUUGCCGUAACUCACACCGAACAGCGCAUCUGGCAGUUGCGCAUCAAGGACAUCAAAGAGUCCGACAAGGGUUGGUACAUGUGCCAGAUCAACACCGACCCGAUGAAGAGCCAAAUGGGAUAUCUAAACGUUGUAGUUCCGCCGGACAUUCUGGAUCACCAAACCAGCCAGGACAUGACCGUCAAGGAAGGAUCCAAUGUCACUCUCACCUGUGCUGCCACCGGAGUCCCGGAGCCAACUAUUGUGUGGAAGCGUGUCGGCAUCGAAGGAACGCUUAGCAUUGUAGAACACUCAGGAGCUACUACCCACGAUGGGUCCGUUUUGAAUAUCUUCAGCAUUCAGCGCCACAACGCCGGAGAGUAUCAUUGCGUAGCGUCCAAUGGCGUCAGGCCAAGCAUGAGCAAGCGAAUCAUGGUGACGGUCGAUUUUGCUCCGAUUGUUAAGGUACCGAGCAGGCAGUUCACUGCCGAUUUGGGCCAAAGCGUUUCCCUGGAAUGCUAUGUGGAAGCUCAUCCGGAUCCGAUCACCUACUGGAUGAGGGGCAAAGGAGAUAUCAUUCACUAUCCAGGGAUGAUUGAGGAGAAACAGUUCUCCGAUAACAGCUUCAGCGUAAGGAUGCUGAUCGCAAUUCACCUGAAGAAGCACAGUGACUUCGGAUACUAUAAAUGUGUGGCCAAAAACUCACAAGGGAUCGUUGAAGAAAUCGUCAAAAUCCAGAAAAGAAUAAGUAAAAUCACAAUCCAGGAUGAACCUCCCACGAUGAUUCUGGAUGAAAAGUACUCAAACAGUGUCACCGGAACAACCGUCAGCCGGCAGAAUAAGUUCCGGGAGUUGGUUCUGCGAGUGGAGAAGUCUUCGGCUUGCUUGAUACAACUGGAAUUCGCACUAUUUCUAGUGAUGUUUCUCAAACUGGUCAUCUCAUGAUUGUGGUAAUUCGGAUCCGGCUUGCAUGGCUACUGUAUUAUAUACCUAAA